Molecule: messenger RNA, 220 nt
Organism: Paramecium sonneborni
Lineage: Eukaryota; Ciliophora; Oligohymenophorea; Peniculida; Parameciidae
Source: the annotation of a GenBank genome assembly
AUUCAGAUGUAUCAGUCUUAAACGAAAUACAAAAAUUUUAGGGAAUAAUACACUGUCUAAGAAAGAUAAACCAAAUUUAAGGAAAAAAUGAGUUAACAUCCUGAUAUGAUUCCUGUUGUUUUAGAAAAGCAUCCAAAAUCUAAGAUCUAGCAUUUAAACAAAUAAUUGUACUAUCAAUUUUAAAUUAUUGAUAUUUAGUUACUAAUGGUUUUCGUAUGAU